AUUAUCAAGGCAUUGAAGGAGUCUGAAAACGCAUUGUUGGAGAGUCCAACUGGAACGGGGAAAACAUUGACAAUUCUCACUGCUGUUUUAGCAUGGAGAGAGGCCGAACGGACCAACAUUACAAAUAUUCGAACUGAGCAUUUCAAUGAGAAAUCGAAAGCGUUGAACGAAUCUAUUCCCACCAUUUUCAUUGCAAGUCGAACUCAAAAGCAGAUCCAGCAGAUUGUGCGUGAGUUGCGCGAGAAAUCGACAUACCGACCGCGAAUAUCCAUUCUUGGCAGUCGUGAACAUUACUGCAUAAAUCCUCAGCUGAAGAGAUCUACGAAUAAGGGCGAAGAAUGUACCUCGCUUAUCGAGACAGAUAGCUGUGGAUACUUUAAUCGUACACGGCAACUGCAGGGCCACGCCAAGAUUCAAGGCGAAGAAAGAAAUGCUAUUUGGGACAUUGAGGACUUGGUUACUGUUGGAAAAAGAACCAGAGGGUGUCCAUACUAUGCUGCAAAAGCGCUUGCAGAAACUGCCGAGGUUAUUUUUGCUCCUUACAACUACAUUAUUGAUCCUCAUGUGCGUGCUUCGUCUGGGAUUUCGCUUGAAAACAGCAUACUGAUUAUUGAUGAAGCACAUAAUAUCGAGAGCUCAUGCAUGGAUUCCGGCAGUGCUGAUUUUACCGAGCAGGAAAUGAUUGAAACAAGUCGAGAUCUUGAGGGCAUUGUUAAACAAGGUCAUCAUGUGGACGAAUACAAUACACUCAUUCACUUGAUCAAAAUGUUUUUGGACUGGCGGUGCAAAUUUGAGGAUAGUUUUACCAUCCAUGAAUUUUCUAAAUCGCUUAAAAUUUGGCAAGGGCCUGAGAUCAGUCAGCUUCUUGGAGAUAUGGGUAUAUUACCUGGGAGUAUACCGAUGAUUACUCAAGCAUAUGCGACUAUUCAGGAAACUAUGGGUUCGUCUGACAAAUUCAAAUUAUUAAAACGUGAAUAUCCGAGUCAGAGAUCUCUACAACUAAUAGGAGGUAAACAAAUUUAUUUUUUACAUUAUGAAAUAAUGUUCAUCACUCAUUUGUUGUUUGGUAACACUUUGACCAAUAUUUUAGACUCGCUGCCAUGGGUUUAUACUUUUUCAUUUUGGUGUAUGAACCCAGCUGUCAUUUUUAAGCAUAUUGAAUCAAUGACGAAAUCGAUUAUUUUAACAAGUGGUACAAUGAGUCCGAUUAGCUCAUUUUCUCGUGAAUUAGGGGUGAAAUUUGCCCACACUCUUGAAGCACCACACAUCAUUAAAGAUGACCAGCUUUGUAUUGGAAGUCUGCCAUCUGGGGCCAACAAUAUGCCUCUAGUUGGAGUAUACAAAUCGUUUGAAACAUUUGAUUAUCAAGACCAAUUGGGUCUCUCAAUUGCGCGACUAGCAAAUCUCAUUCCUCAAGGACUACUGGUGUUUUUGCCUAGUUAUAUGUAUACUGGGCUCGAACAAAGACUUGGGAAAACAAAAUAUAUUUUUACAGAACCCAGAGCCAAUGCCAAAAAAGAACUUGAGAAUUUAAUGGCUAAAUACGAUUCUAUCAGUUCUACAGAAUCAGGUGCAAUCUUGUUUUGUGUAUAUCGUGGAAAGAUGAGCGAAGGGAUUGAUUUUUCUGAUCAUCGGGCUCGCGGUGUUAUUUGCGUUGGACUGCCCUUUCCAAAUAUCAAAGACAUUAAAGUACUUCAAAAAAGAGACUAUAAUACUCAGCGUGCAUCAUCACGAGGUCUUUUGACUGGCAGUGAAUGGUAUUCUAUGCAGGCAUAUCGUGCCCUUAAUCAAGCAUUAGGAAGAUGCAUCCGACAUCGAAACGACUGGGGUGCCAUUAUUCUGCUUGAUGAAAGAUUUUCACAAUCCAGAUGUACAUCUAAUCUAUCUAAAUGGAUGCGCACGAAAAUCAGGCAAUGG
Messenger RNA from Batrachochytrium dendrobatidis JAM81, 1917 nucleotides. RefSeq lists its product as uncharacterized. The record is from RefSeq and is a predicted model, not a curated record. NCBI's taxonomy places the organism in Eukaryota, Fungi, Chytridiomycota, Chytridiomycetes, Rhizophydiales. The transcript is spliced from 15 exons. Gene Ontology annotation, molecular function: DNA binding; DNA helicase activity; hydrolase activity, acting on acid anhydrides, in phosphorus-containing anhydrides. Gene Ontology annotation, biological process: nucleotide-excision repair; double-strand break repair involved in meiotic recombination. Gene Ontology annotation, cellular component: nucleus. The annotation marks the transcript as partial.